CUCAGCCCCGCGCUCCACCUUCCCCGAGAACCCGGGACUGAGAGCUGGGCCUCGCCCCACGGGCCGGCCGGCACCAUGAAGCGAGCGGGGACUCUGCGCCUGCUCUCGGACCUGAGCAAUUUCAGCGGCGCGGCCCGGCUCCGGGAGUUGCUGGCCGGGGACCCAGCCGUCCGAGUCCGCUGCAGCCUGGACGGCCGCCACCUGCUGCUGCUGCGACCCCCGGGGGCGCCGGCCCCGCAGCUGCUGGUCGCGGUGCGUGGACCCGGCGCGGAGCUGGAGCGUGCCUGGCCGGCUGGCCAUUCCUCACCGCUAGACGCCUUCUUCCUGCCGUGGCCGGCGCGUCCGGCGCUGGUCCUGGUGUGGGAGAGUGGCCUAGUCGAGGUGUGGGGCGCGGGCGUGGGGCCUGGCUGGCGGCUGCUGCAGAGCACCGAGCUGUGUCGGGGCGGUGGAGCCCGCGUGGUGGCCGUGGCGGCGCCCCGAGGCCGCCUGGUGUGGUGCGAGGAGCGUCAGGCUGACGCUGAGGACCGGCUAAGGUCUCCCGCAGCCGCUUUCAGCCACUGCGUAUGCGUCAGGACUCUGGAGCCCAGCGGGGAGGCCGGCACCAACCUGGGCCGCACACAUAUCCUGCUGCACCACUGCCCCUCUUUCGGGCUGGUAGCUUCCCGCAAGGACCUCUUCCUGGUGCCCACUGCCACCACCUGGCCUGGCGUAGGCCACAUUCUGCUCAUCUGGAGCCCAGGCAAGGGCAAGGUGAUAGUGGUUGCACCAAGUCUUGGCCUCUCCCACAGUAAGAGCCUGAAUCCAGGACGAGGGGACACAUGGGACUUCCAGACCCUAAUCCGAGGCCUUCCUGGGCUGCUCACCCCCAGGCAGCCAUUGACUGUACAUACCUGGGCCCCAACUCCCCAGGGUCUGCUGUUGCUUGAUUUCAGGGGCACUGUGAGCCUGGUGCAGUCCCACGGUGGCACCCGGGCUGUGGGCACCCUGCAGGAAGCACCUGUAAGCUUGGCAGGGUCUGCAGCACUGGGAACAUUUCAUGGCACUCUGGCCUGUGUGCUGGGCUCCACAUUGGAACUGCUGGACAUGGGCAGCGGGCAGUUGCUGGAGAGGAAGGUUCUAAGUACAGACCGAAUACAUUUGCUGGAACCACCAGCCCCUGGCAUGGAGAAUGAGGAAGAGCUGGAGACCCGGGGGGGUCUUCGUUUGCUUUCAGCCUUGGGUCUGUUUCGAGUAGGCUGGGAGGCUCCGCAGGGCCUUGAGCUGCCUUCAGCUGAAGAUCUGGUGUUUGAGGAGGCCUGCGAGUACUACCAGCGGCGCAGUCUGCGGGGUGCGCAGCUCACCCCAGAGGAACUGAGACACAGCAGCACGUUCCGGGCUCCUCAGGCCUUGGCCUCCAUCCUCCAGGGCCACGUGUCCCCAUCUACACUGUUGACCACACUGAGGGCCGAGCUUCGAGAUUACCGGGCUUUAGAGCAGCUCAAAGCCCAGCUGGUGGCUGGGGAUGAUGAGGAGGCUGGCUGGACUGAGCUGGCAGAGCACGAAGUGGCACGCCUUCUGAGGACCGAGUUGAUGGGAGACCAGCUGGCCCAGCUCAACACCAUUUUCCAAGCCCUUCCAACAGCAGCCUGGGGUGCCAUUCUCAGAGUUCUGCAGCUGCAGCCUGAUGGGAAUGGCAAGCUGAGGUCCCAAGCUCCCCCUGAUGUGUGGAAGAAGGUACUAGGGGGUACAGCAGCUGGAAAGGAACCCUCCAAUGGGAUACUGCCCCUCUUUGAACUCCUGUGCCAGUGCCUCUGCCGGCUGGAGCCGCGAUGGCUACCACCUUUUGUGGAGCUAGCCCAGCAGCAGGGCGGGCCUGGCUGGGGAGCAGGGGGCCCAGGGCUGCCUCUGUACCGCAGAGCCCUGGCAGUACUAGGUGAGGAGGGGACUAGACCUGAGGCACUGGAGCUAGAGCUGCUUUUGGGCAGUGGGCGGCCCAAAGCUGUGCUCCAAGCUGUGGGGCAGCUAGUGCAAAAGGAGCAGUGGGAGCGGGCUCUAGAGGCCGGCCUGGCCCUCGGCCCCUCCAGCCCCCUGCUUCGAAGUGAGAUCUUCAAACUGCUGUUGGCAGAAUUUGCCCGGCACCGCCGGCUUGAUGCUCACCUCCCCCUCCUUUGCCGCCUGUGCCCACCGGACCUAGCUCCAGCUGAGCUCCUGCUUCUACUGCGGACACACCUCCCAGAUGAGUUGGAGCCCCCCACCCCAUUCCCUGAGCCCAGAGCAGAGCCCCCUCUCACUGUGGGCUUGCUCAGAGCCCUGCUGGAGCAGACUGGAACUCAAGGACGGCCCUCUGGCCCAGUUCUAAGCCUAUAUGAGGACAUCCUAUGGGACCCAGGCACUCCACCCCCAGCCCCACCCAGGGGACCUAUGACUGCCCUCCAGGCAUCGGACCAUCCAGGCCUGGAGGCCUGGGCACCAUCAGGACAGGGCCUCUGUGUGACUGAUAGAGGCUGAAAAAUCUUUUCUAGGACACAGUGAUCAGGGAAGUGUGCCCAGGAGUUGGAGGGGGGCCAGGGUGGGACCUCUAUGUGCAAUACUCUUCUCUCUUCUGGAGCAAUUUUAAAAUAUAUAUAU
This is a messenger RNA of Equus quagga, 2607 nucleotides long. RefSeq names its product HPS6 biogenesis of lysosomal organelles complex 2 subunit 3 (gene HPS6). The transcript has a single exon. The record is from RefSeq and is a predicted model, not a curated record. Gene Ontology annotation, biological process: organelle organization; lysosome localization; melanocyte differentiation. Lineage: Eukaryota; Metazoa; Chordata; Mammalia; Perissodactyla; Equidae. The coding region runs from base 76 to 2487 and encodes 803 amino acids. Gene Ontology annotation, cellular component: BLOC-2 complex; lysosomal membrane.